AUGCAUGUCAUCGACACAAAGACUUCGUACAAUAUGUUGCUUGGCAGGCCAUGGAUACACGAGAACAAAGUUGUCCCAUCCUCCUACUAUCAAUGUUUGAAGUAUCUCGAAGGCAGCAUCAAAAAGAAGAUAGUUGCUGAUGAUAAACCAUUUACUGAAGCAGAGUCACACUUCGUGGAUGCGAAGUUCUACUUGAAGAACUACAUUGUAAGAGAAGUAAAAGUCGAUGACAUCGCAACUACCAAGAGUGAUAAGGUCGCAACUAAAAGAGCUGAUGAGACUAUUGAAAAAGCUGGAGUUGAUGCUGAGGUGCCGCACCCCAGUAUGAAUAAAGGGAAUAUUGUGUCUUUGAAGAAGAAGAAGAAGACAACUCCCGUGCUCUGCUAUGUUCCAAAGAUGAAGAAAGAGGAAGGUCAACCAUCUGAAACUCAAGGAAAGCUACUUGGAGACUUCGUGGCUCAGAAUCCGCCGCAAAAUAUGGCACUCCCUACAAAACGUACAAAUGAAAGCUUUGAUCCAAAUGCUUACAAGUUAUUUGCUUAUGAAUACAAAAAACCUCCGCCAGUUCGCAUAUCCAUAAGAAAGGCAAGUAUCAACUACAUCACUGUGGAAGAUGAGUCUGUUGCUUCCAACAAAAGGCUUUCAGUGUUUGAUUAUCUUAGAAAUUCGACCGCAAAAGCUUCUGUGUUUGAGAGAUUGGGGCCAUUGAAGAUGAAGAAGAAGAACAAGUUCCACAGAAAUUAUCAGAGCGUGAAAAUGCUAGCUUUGCCUAGAACCCAGAAGGAUAUACAAAGUUUGAUUCCUUCUAGAAUGAGGCGACAAACAAACCUUGUGGUUUCAUGUGGGGAGGUACUAAAAGCAAAGUCUCACACUGUGGUGUAUACCAAGGAGCGUGACGAAGAUGAGGAGAGUGUAGGUUCUUCAUAUCAUAUUACUGCACAAAGUGAUCAAAAUACCUCAUUUCAGAUGGAGGUUGCCAAGAAAUUAGAGGACAUCUCCUCUUGUUACCACAUAUCUUUCAAUGAUGGUGAUCCUCAAGAGUAUGAAGAUGCUAGAGAUGCUCCUCCAGAACUUGAAGAAGGGGUGAAAACCAUAGUAGACUCCUUGAAAGAAGUUAAUCUUGGUACUGAUGAAGACCCAAGGCCCACCUACCUAAGUGCUUUUCUAACAGCUGAUGAAGAAGACACUUACAUGGAAAUACUCAAAGAAUAUAGGGAUGUUUUUACUUGGAGUUAUAAAGAGAUGCCUGGAUUAGGUCCCAAGGUAGCAGUCCAUCAUCUGGCAGUUAAGAAUGGUGCCCGUCCUGUUAAGGGAUCUUACAAUGCAUGGCCUAAAGAUGAUUUCCCGCUUCCCAUCCCUGAGUUGAUGAUUGAUGCUACCAUUGGUUAUGAAGCAAUGUCUUUCAUGGAUGGUUCAUCCGACUAUAACCAAAUUCGCAUGGCGCUAAAAGAUGAAGAGCUUACAACAUUUCGUACACCCAAGGGUAUUAAUUGUUACAAAGUGAUGCCUUUCGGCUUGAAAAAUGCUGGUGUCAUAUACCAAAGGGCUAUGCAAAAUAUCUUUGAUGAUUUGCUCCACAAAAAUGUCGAAUGA
Messenger RNA from Lycium ferocissimum, 1593 nucleotides. RefSeq lists its product as uncharacterized. The transcript has 4 exons. Lineage: Eukaryota; Viridiplantae; Streptophyta; Magnoliopsida; Solanales; Solanaceae. The coding region runs from base 1 to 1593 and encodes 530 amino acids. The record is from RefSeq and is a predicted model, not a curated record.